Venturia canescens is the source of this 1779-nucleotide messenger RNA. RefSeq names its product tubulin polyglutamylase TTLL4-like. Gene Ontology annotation, cellular component: cilium. The record is from RefSeq and is a predicted model, not a curated record. Gene Ontology annotation, molecular function: tubulin binding; tubulin-glutamic acid ligase activity. The transcript has a single exon. Lineage: Eukaryota; Metazoa; Arthropoda; Insecta; Hymenoptera; Ichneumonidae. The coding region runs from base 1 to 1779 and encodes 592 amino acids. Gene Ontology annotation, biological process: protein polyglutamylation; microtubule cytoskeleton organization.
AUGACGGACGUUUCGACGGGAACAUGCGGUGGCAGAGUAACCUGCAAUUUCUUAAAGAAUUAUUACGCGGAUAAAGAAGUAGAAGGAGAAGGAGGAAAAGAUGAAGAAAAAAACGAGGAAGAUCCUUUAUUUAUGUACGAAGAAAUAACAGCGUUUCUUAUAUCGUUACGACCGCAAAUUCGACCGCAGGAAGAGUCGAGCGAGAACGAUGUAAUCGAAGCCAAACUGCCACUCAGAUCGAGCCUCUUCGAUCACGUAUCGCCGUACCUUCAAUUUCAACUUCACAGCUCGAUCGGGAUCGAUAUCCCAUUCGAACUGACGAAUUCUCUCAAAUGGAAGUUGACACCUACGACGCCAAAAAUCGUGCGAAAGAUCGUAGCGAACACGGGUUACGGGAUGACGCGAGAUGCGAGGGGGGACUGGUGCGGUUCUUGGUGCGAGGCGAUGUUUGCUUACAACUUUGAGUGCAUUAAAAAUCAUCAAAAAAUCAACCACUUCCCAGGAGCUUAUGAGAUCGGGAACAAGGAUCGUUUGUGCAGAAAUUUGAACAGACUCGCCAAUUUACACGGGAAAAAAAAAUUCGAUUUCAUACCCGACACGUAUGUCGUGCCGGAAGAUUUGCCGAAGAUACGAGCCAACUGGCAGAAAUGCAGACGCAACAAGUGGAUCGUAAAACCCCCCGCAUCUUCGUGCGGCCGAGGCAUAUUCCUCGUAUCCGAAUUCGCUAAAAUUGCACGCAUCAUAACGAACGGGAAAAUGGUCGUGCAAAGAUAUUUGUCGAGGCCGAAGCUGAUCGACAACACCAAGUUCGACCUUCGCAUUUACGUUCUCGUCACGAGCUUCGAUCCCCUCAAAAUUUACGUCUAUCGCGAGGGUCUCGUACGCUUCGCGUGCGAUAGUUAUCGCAACAGCCCUUCCAACCUCGACAACCACUUCAUGCACCUGACCAACUACAGCGUCAACAGGUCUUGCUCCCGUUACGAAUGCAACGACACCCUCGACUCUGGCAAAGGCCACAAGUGGUCCCUCCGCUGUCUCUGGUCCUACUUGAACAAACAAGGCGUCGACGCUGCCGGGGUGUUGAAUAAAAUUCACGACAUUAUCGUCAAAACCAUUAUCUCGUGCGAGUCGAGCAUCAACUCGUUCACAAGAACUCACAUUUCCUCGAGAUACUCGUGCUACGAGCUUUUAGGCUUCGACGUUCUCCUCGACGAGAACACCAAGCCCUGGCUUCUCGAGGUCAACAUAUCGCCCAGCCUGCAAACCUCCUCACCCUUGGACGAGGCUGUCAAAGGCCCUCUCGUAAGAGACACUUUGAACAUCGUUGGUUAUCAAGUGCCAGACAACAUUCCUCGACUAUCGCUCCACCAUUUGCAGGCCAAAUACAACGAGACCAUUUCCAAAUCAUCCUUCGUCUGCCAAGAUCACCAAUUUUACGACAAAGAAAUCAGCCGAAUGGCCAGAAGAAAACAAACCUUUUACUCGCGGAUCUGCAACCGGAAUAGCAAUUGUUACGUCAAUUCCAUUCUUGAUGCGCUGACCCCCGACGAUGCUCGCCAUCUCAUGAGAUACGAGGAUGAACUCGAGGCGAUCGGUGACUUUACUAAAAUCUUUCCCACCUCCCAAACUCGAAAAUAUUUCAAAUACUUUGCAAAAGUCUCCUAUUACAAUCUGCUCUUCGAUGCCUGGGAAAAAACUUAUGGCUCCGACAACACCAGAGAAAACGCUAUCGAACGACUUCGUAACUUGAGCAAAAUUAAGUACCACUUGGCCGAUUGA